AUGGAGCUGACCACACGAAAUGCGAAUGCUAAAAUUGAUGCAAAUAUCAGAAAGAGAAAUUAUGAAAGGCUGGUUGAAGUCAUGCAAGAAAGACUGCCAAAUACUGAUAGAUCAAAAGUAGAUGACCUCAUUAGAGAAGAAAGUUGUCAUAAAAAUGGGCUUGGUGGUUUGACUAUCAGAGAAAUUGUUCUAAAAGCAAAGUCAAUACUUCAAGAGAAAAAUAAGAUAUUUGCAAAUGUGGUUAACACUGAUUGCCUAUGUGCCUUAUGUGUUGAAGAAGUGAAGUUGAAAGCUCAGAAGCAGCUGUACUGUGGCCAUAAUUUCCAUGAUGAGUGCAUCAUGGCUUGGGUGCAUCGGUAUGAAAGAUCUUGUCCGACUUGUGGACAGUUUGUAUUGUUUCCUGAAGAAUUUCCUAAACUUUUUUGA
Octopus bimaculoides (California two-spot octopus) is the source of this 426-nucleotide messenger RNA. Its product is annotated as E3 ubiquitin-protein ligase TTC3. The record is from RefSeq and is a predicted model, not a curated record. NCBI's taxonomy places the organism in Eukaryota, Metazoa, Mollusca, Cephalopoda, Octopoda, Octopodidae.